GGCGCCGCGACAUCGGGAACGCAGAAGUUUAACUAAUUUUAAGUAUAAACUCUUAAACGAAUAUAAAACAAAUAAUGGCAUUGCGUGUGCUUAAUGUAACGCAAAACAUGCGCUCGUUUACGCGCGGCGUUGACCUAAUCAAGCGCUACAAAUCCGCUUUGACGGUGAAGAAGACUCUGUUGAACAUACCCGCCACCCAGGUGACCAAGCUAGACAACGGUCUGCGCGUUGCUAGCGAGGAUUCGGGCGCCUCCACCGCUACCGUUGGACUCUGGAUCGAUGCUGGUUCCCGCUCCGAGAACGAGAAGAACAAUGGUGUCGCUCACUUCCUUGAGCACAUGGCCUUCAAGGGCACUGCCAAGCGUUCGCAAACCGAUUUGGAAUUGGAGGUCGAGAAUUUGGGCGCUCAUCUGAAUGCCUACACAUCUCGGGAGCAGACUGUGUUCUAUGCCAAGUGCCUGUCCAAGGAUGUGCCCAAGGCUGUAGAGAUUCUCGCCGAUAUUAUUCAGAACUCCAAGCUGGGUGAAGCCGAGAUUGCGCGUGAACGUUCUGUCAUUCUGCGUGAGAUGCAAGAGGUAGAGAGCAAUCUUCAGGAGGUGGUCUUUGACCAUUUGCAUGCCACCGCCUACCAGGGCACGCCCCUUGGCCAGACCAUCUUGGGCCCUACUAAGAACAUUCAAUCCAUUGGCAAAUCCGAUUUAACCGAUUACAUUCAGACGCACUACAAGGCAUCGCGCAUUGUUUUGGCUGGCGCUGGUGGCGUCAAGCACGACGAACUCGUCAAGCUGGCUGAUCAGUCGCUGGGCCGCCUGGAGGCCAGCUUGCUGCCCGCUGAAGUGACACCAUGCCGCUUCACUGGCUCUGAGGUGCGUGUGCGGGAUGACUCGCUGCCCCUGGCUCAUGUGGCUAUUGCUGUGGAAGGUUGCGGCUGGACCGAUCAGGAUAACAUCCCCUUGAUGGUGGCCAACACUUUGGUCGGUGCUUGGGAUCGCUCCCAGGGCGGUGGCGCCAACAAUGCAUCUAACUUGGCUCGUGCCAGCGCUGAGGAUAAUUUGUGCCACAGCUUCCAGUCGUUCAACACCUGCUACAAGGAUACCGGUCUCUGGGGCAUCUACUUCGUCUGCGAUCCUCUGCAGUGCGAGGACAUGCUCUUCAAUGUGCAAACCGAAUGGAUGCGCUUGUGCACCAUGGUCACAGAGGCUGAAGUGGAGCGUGCCAAGAACCUGUUGAAGACAAACAUGCUGUUGCAAUUGGAUGGCACCACGCCUAUCUGCGAGGACAUUGGCCGUCAGAUCCUGUGCUAUAACCGCCGCAUCCCACUGCAUGAGUUGGAGCAGCGCAUCGAUGCCGUCAGCGUGCAGAAUGUGCGUGAUGUGGGCAUGAAGUAUGUGUACGACAGAUGCCCAGCUGUUGCUGCCGUUGGUCCCGUCGAGAAUUUGCCCGACUACAACAGAAUCCGCUCCUCCAUGUACUGGUUGAGGGUUUAAAUGACGUUUGUUGCUAGUUUAAUUCACAACAUAUUUCGAUGCGAGAUCAGCUAAAAACAAAAUAAUAAUUAUAACCAAAAGAUGAAAUACAAUACAACAACACUGUAAUAUGA
This is a messenger RNA of Drosophila sulfurigaster albostrigata, 1600 nucleotides long. It is a transcript of the gene UQCR-C1, whose product is annotated as mitochondrial-processing peptidase subunit beta. The transcript is spliced from 6 exons. Gene Ontology annotation, molecular function: metal ion binding; metalloendopeptidase activity. The record is from RefSeq and is a predicted model, not a curated record. Gene Ontology annotation, cellular component: mitochondrion. NCBI's taxonomy places the organism in Eukaryota, Metazoa, Arthropoda, Insecta, Diptera, Drosophilidae. The coding region runs from base 75 to 1487 and encodes 470 amino acids.